AUGGAUGUGAAUAAGCCAUGGCCAUGUCUAAUGAUUCUUCACGGAACAGUGAAAAACCCAACCCUUACCUUCUAUAACGUAUCUGAUGAAAACUAUCAGUCGAAAACGCCCAAAGAAUGUAGAAAUAAGGACAUGCUUUGGUCUUAUGGAGAGUGGGUGAUGCUUCGGGAUACCAUAAAUUCAGCCGAUUUUUGUCUCCUGAAUGUUUUGACAAUGGAGAUAUUGCAGCUCCCAUCGCUGGACGGAAGCCUGAGCAUCAGACAAGUUGGUCCGAUUCUAUCCUCGCCACACCCUACUACCGACACUAAUUGUAGAGUGUUUCUGCAGAUUGACACAAUGAAGGGACUUUGUCUUUCCUGCCAGAUGGGUGCAGAGCAAUUCCACCUGCAAAAUUUCAAUUUGGACAACAUGCUUAUGGACGCCAUAAUAUUGCAAGGCAAAAUGUAUGGCUUUACUCUCACUGAUCGUAACCUGAUUUGUUCGGACAUUAAAGAAGGCGACCCAAGUAGUAUUCAGUUCAGAGAAUGCAUAAAUGGUGCACAAGAACUAACUGAUGAUAAAUCGCUCUUCUGGAACAAUGGCCGUAAAAUAUUAUCUCAUGGAAUCGUGCGGCAAGAUCUUGAUGGUGCCAUUUUUCUUGAUGAAUGGAGAAGCUUUUGUUCAUGUAUUUCUGGAUGUGGCCUUAAAGGGAAUUGCAUCUACUUUACCGGAUUGGACGCGACGUUGCAUGUUUAUGACUUGGAAGAUCACGGUGUUAUAAUGCCGCCGCCAUUCCGUUUCACCAUGAAAGAUCCCAAGCUGUGCUGGCUUCUGAUUUCCAACACCAGUAGUCCAUACUAGGAAACAAUAUUGUGUAUAGGUCGUUUCGGCCUUGGAAGUGGGUUUAUCUUGUGCUUAUGGAAUUCAAUUUAGUUUUCAAUUAUUCGAGUUUUUCU
Oldenlandia corymbosa var. corymbosa is the source of this 935-nucleotide messenger RNA. The record is from the annotation of a GenBank genome assembly. NCBI's taxonomy places the organism in Eukaryota, Viridiplantae, Streptophyta, Magnoliopsida, Gentianales, Rubiaceae.